Messenger RNA from Penicillium concentricum, 990 nucleotides. RefSeq lists its product as uncharacterized. Lineage: Eukaryota; Fungi; Ascomycota; Eurotiomycetes; Eurotiales; Aspergillaceae. Gene Ontology annotation, biological process: canonical NF-kappaB signal transduction. The transcript has a single exon. Bases 1 to 990 code for a protein of 329 amino acids. The record is from RefSeq and is a predicted model, not a curated record.
AUGACCUCAACGCCCACCCCAGCCGAGGCGCCUGGGGCAUCCCACCCCUCAGAGCAUUCUCGAGCCAACGAACCCGCCUCACCCACAGAACCUCACCCACACAACCCCCCUGAUAAAGAGCACAGACACUCAAGUCACAGCCGCGCAUUCCGAUUUAAAGAUGGCAGUCGUCCGCAUCGCAAGCGUACCCACCGCCACCGAUCGCGCACGCGCGACAGUGAACCAUCUAAGCGGCGACAUCGCGAAGAGAAGCAACCGGAAUCCACACAUGAAGACCCUUUCGGUUCCACUAGAGACACAUUUCGAGAAUCUCUCUUCGAUGCGCUUGGCGACGACGAAGGAGCUGCGUACUGGGAAUCCGUCUACGGGCAACCCAUCCACAAUUACCGCGUACCGGAGGUACAGCGGGGUCCGGAGGGCGAGCUUGAACAGAUGACGGAGGAGGAGUACGUAAACUACGUUCGUCAGCGAAUGUGGGAACGGACGCGAGAAGGCAUGCUGGCAGAGCAGGAACGGCUGCGUGCUGAACGGCAGCAGAAGAGGAAGGAAGAGGCUCAGAGGAAUGCGCAGGCUGGGCGGGAGGAGUUUGAACGUGCCAUGGACGACAGUUUACGGCGAGGCGCGGAGCGCAAGCGAGCUAAGGUUGGAUGGAGUGGACCUUGGACUGCGUAUCUGAAGAGCUGGGAGACUAUUGGAAAGGCUGCGGAGGGAUCUGCCCCCAAGCCACUGCGCAAUCUGCUCUUCUGGCCUGUUCGCUCUGGGAAGAGGGCUGAUAUCAACCCCCAGGCUGUUGAAGAGUUCAUGCGCCAUGCCCCGGCGCCGGCGGAGUUACUUGGUACGCUGAAGGCUGAGCGCAUUCGCUGGCAUCCUGAUAAGAUCCAGCAUCGCUAUGGAGCAUUGGGCAUUGACGAUGUUGUUAUGCGCAGCGUGACGGAGGUCUUUCAGAUUGUGGACCGGAUGUGGAAUGAGGAGAGAGAGCGACGGAAGUGA